Messenger RNA from Aspergillus chevalieri, 2274 nucleotides. It is a transcript of the gene somA, whose product is annotated as putative cAMP-dependent protein kinase pathway protein (Som1). The record is from RefSeq and is a predicted model, not a curated record. Lineage: Eukaryota; Fungi; Ascomycota; Eurotiomycetes; Eurotiales; Aspergillaceae. Gene Ontology annotation, cellular component: nucleus. Gene Ontology annotation, molecular function: protein binding. The transcript is spliced from 6 exons. Gene Ontology annotation, biological process: positive regulation of transcription by RNA polymerase II. Bases 1 to 2274 code for a protein of 757 amino acids.
AUGAAUCAAAUGAAUAUGCCCGGGAUGAAUCCCGGGAUGGGAGGCCCCGUUGGUGGUGUUCCCAUGAUCAAUAACGGUUCGACGGCUCCUCGUAACGAUGGAAAUGUGAACAACAUCCCUGAAACUAUGAUUACCAACCUCAAUACCUAUAUUUACGACUAUUUCUUGAGACGAGGUUACCACGACUGCGCCAGAGCUCUCGUCCAGGACGAUUCGUUCAAGCUGAACACCGAUCCGGCCGCCAAAACAAGUCCGGGUAAUCGCGAUGUGAAUGGUAUCGAUGGCGAUACGAUGAUGACUGAUGGUAAAGAUGGCGACAAAGUCAAGAUCCCUGACGAUCUCCCUCGACCUAGUCUUUCCAAUGAAUCCCAACAUUCGUCCUUCCUCCUCGAUUGGUUCAGCCUUUUCUGGGAUUUCUUUUGGGCCCAACGCAACAAAGGGAACCGCAACGAUGUGCGACAAUAUCUCCAUCACACUCAGAACAUCAUGCGCCUCAGAGAAUCGCAACAAAAUCCGUUAUUACGACCUCAACCCAUGAUGCCGGGGCAGAUAGGGCAACUCAAUAACAUUCGUCGGAACAACAUGGUUCCUCCAAACCUCCAGAAGACCGUUCUGCAAAACAAUACUGCUGGCCUUUCUCAACAGCAGAUGGCUCACCUUCAGAGAAGCCAGCAGGCCCAGAUGAUGCAGAUGCAACGCGACCAGUCGGAAAUGGACAUGAACGGGCAUCGUCCGCAGUCCCCCUCGUCCGCAGACAAUGCGCCUUCCCCGUCGAAACGACCCCGUCUUGAUGGCGGACCGAUGAACGGACAACAGUUGGCACCCAACGGACGAGGACAAGGACAAGGCAUGCCCGGUCAGCCGAACCCGUUGAUGAUGCAAAACGGACUCAAUGCGCGUAUGGCGCCGCAAGCCCAGGCCGCGUUCCAGCAACCGGCCCCCGGGGCGCAGCAAAAAUCCAUCCAGGGAUUGCCGAAUGGUAUGAUGAACCCCGGCGUUAUGCCAAACCAACCGGAUCUCGUAGCGAUGCCAGACGGUCAGGGUAUGUACCCGAUGGGCAACGAGUAUUAUGGCGCGAACGGUCAAAUGCCCCAGGUUCGGGCUGGGAUGCAGACGCCUGGCGGUCAGCAUGGCAAUCAUGCUCUCCAAGAUUAUCAAAUGCAGCUUAUGCUGCUUGAACAGCAGAAUAAGCGGCGUUUGUUGAUGGCUCGUCAAGAGCAGGAUAGCAUGACCCGUCCCGACCAGCCUCCCAUGCCCGGGCAGCAGGCUCUGCCUCCAGGCACCUCUCCCGGCAGCAGAGCAGGCGCAUCACCGAACCCGAGCGACCAGAUGAAGAGAGGCACUCCGAAGAUGCCUCAGACCGGACUCCCCGGAUCCCCGAGCGCCGCCGAUGCGAUGGGCCAGAACCGUGCCUCCCCAGCUUCCAUGAAUUUCAAUCCCCAGCUAGGAGGCCCCGAUAUGACGGGCCAGUUCUUCAACCCCAACGGUAUGCGACCCCCUAGCUCUAAUCCGGCCUUCAGCGCUGCGCAAAUGGGCCAGGCGGUUCCUGCCGGUGCGGCCAACCGUGUUCCCAGUGGCAGUUGGCCUCAGCAAGGCGGUCCUCAGGGCCAGCCCAUGGUACCAUCGCCCGCCAGUCAGCCUCAGACAGGAACUCCACAGGAACGGGGUGCAAUGCCGCCUCCUCAGGCACCCCCAGCGACAGGCCCCAAUGCCGGCCGUACACCUGCAUCUCCUCAAACGGCCGCGCCCCCGACUCCCCAGCAGGCUCAUAAGGCCGCACCCAAGAAGAAAGACACGAAAGAUACUCGGAAGAAAUCGGCCGCUGCUGCUGCGAACGCCAACACGGCGGCUACUCCAUCGUCGGAAGCGGAGCAUCCGCCCACGCCGACACCUUCGACACCGAUCACUCCUCAGCACCCCAACUCGUUUAACAAGAAUGGGGCCAAUGCAACAACUGGCGCUCCGCAACAACCGACAUCCGCACCAGCGCCUCCGCCUAUGGUGCCGCAGCAACAGCCGCAACCAUCUCAACCGCCACAGCAGCAGCAACCGCCGCCGCCAGACCCGAACCAGCCGUUUGGUGAUCUCAAUACUCUUACGGAUUCAUCUGCUUUCAAUCUUGACUUUGGCGCACUGGAAAACCCAGACUUACUUGAAAACUUCGAUUUUGACACAUUCCUUAAUACCGAUGCAGACACGGCCGGCUUUGGAUUUGAUCCAAACAUAUCUUAUGCCGCAGACGGUGUAGAGACAGGUGCCGGAGAUAGCCUGUGA